Molecule: messenger RNA, 1338 nt
Organism: Pectinophora gossypiella (pink bollworm)
Lineage: Eukaryota; Metazoa; Arthropoda; Insecta; Lepidoptera; Gelechiidae
Exons: 2
Coding region: 1-1338 (445 amino acids)
Source: RefSeq, a predicted model, not a curated record
AUGGAACGGCCAUCAACAGAAGACCCACCGGUCACCAACACAGCAACUCCCGCAGUCGCGGCCGCCGCCGUCACAGAUAGAAUAGAUACAGCAGCCCCGCUGGUUACAGAACAGCCUGGUGGUGGUAGUACCGAAACAUCUACUACUACUGGGACCAGCUCGGGCACCACAACGACGACGACGGGCACAACAGACGAUACAGAUAGGACUACGGGGGAAUCCAACACAGAAGAUAGCGUACAGAACGAGACGUUACGACCUGGAUCGGUGGUCAGAGCCCCAUCAGCGCCACACUCUACAGCUUCAAAGAAACGGCGCCUAGCCUUACUUAAAGCAAAAGAGGAACUCCUGAAAAAAGAAGUCGAACUGGCAGCAGCACGCGUCGCUACGUUAGCCGAAGAAUCCGACGACGACACAGACAUAGAGAUAGCAAGUGUGAGCGACGUACGCACACGCACAAAGACGUGGGUGGACCAGCACUCAACGCUGGCCCUCCCGCUGCCCGCCAACAUAGCACCCUUAACUAUAACGGGUGAAUACAGAACCACAGUAGAAGAAAAACCGUCGCAAACUCAACACAGUCAGGCCCCUCCCGCGACACCUAUAAACAAGGGAGCAAAACACAGCAUAGCAGCACCCACUACACAAGGUGGAUGCAUCUCAACUCCCGUCACGGCGGGAGAACAUGCGAUCGCCAAACAACCAUCGAUAGAAAUUACACAGUUAGCACAAGCGAUCACGUUAGCUGCGCGAUCAGCGUGUCCUACACCGCGCAGCACCUUCGAGCUUCCAACAUACAGUGGAUCUCACACAGAAUGGCUGUCUUUCUACGCAGCCUACACAGCGACAGCUCCAUCCUACUCCGACCAGGAGAACUUAGUACGCCUGCGGAAGAGCCUGAAGGGAAUGGCGAAAGAAACGGUCGAAAGUCUUCUCAUGUACAACGCGAACCCCACCGACGUAAUGAAGACACUACAGCUUCGAUUCGGCCGCCCCGACGCUAUAGCCACACCGAGCUCGACCGCCUCCGAGCUCUACCGCGCCUCAGCGACUCAGCCAAAGAAGUAUGCGUAUUUGCGACGAGGAUGGUACGACUUCGCGGCUGAGCAAUCAGAAGACGACGCCGACCUACUGAAACUCGCAAGGUUCCUCGAACGCGAGGCUGAACGCUGUGGACCUUACGCGCAACCAGAGCGCGACACAGCCUCAUCACAAACACAGCGGACAGCACCCGGCGCCGUCCAAAUUCGAAAACAGACACAACAGCGUACUUACUCCACAACGGAAAAGGAUAAGACAGCGUGCCCCGUAUGCGACAAGACGGGCACACGGCGGUAA